Molecule: messenger RNA, 3223 nt
Organism: Hipposideros armiger (great roundleaf bat)
Lineage: Eukaryota; Metazoa; Chordata; Mammalia; Chiroptera; Hipposideridae
Gene: SLC35B3
Product: solute carrier family 35 member B3
Biological process (GO): transmembrane transport; 3'-phosphoadenosine 5'-phosphosulfate transport
Cellular component (GO): endoplasmic reticulum membrane; Golgi membrane
Molecular function (GO): 3'-phosphoadenosine 5'-phosphosulfate transmembrane transporter activity
Source: RefSeq, a predicted model, not a curated record
CACUGGCUCUGGAGUGGACGUGCCCCGGGCCUUUCGCCUUGUUUGGGACCCAGAACCCUUCUCCCCAGAGAACCUUGAUACUGUCUAUCCCCCUCAUACAUAGGGAGCGUGCGGGGAGCGAGAAUGAGGUUGGGAUUGAGAGCACGGAUAAUUUCCUUUUUUAAAGAAUGGAAACUGCUUGCGUGGUUUCUAGGGAGAAUCCUCUGCAGCUCCUCGCCCCGUUUCCGCGCUCUGGCUGGAGAGAACCCCCUCAGGCCUGGGACUUAGCAAGCAAAGAAAGACUGACGAAAGGAGAAAAAACCAACAAAGAUAACUUUGGAAGCACUGAAUGCAGCAAAAUAAGAACAAUGGAUCUCAAGUUCAACAACUCCAGGAAAUUUAUUUCUAUAAGUGUCCCAUCCAAAACCCAAACAAUGUCACCACACAUCAAGUCCAUAGAUGACAUUGUAGUACUUGGCAUAAAUCUCAGCAAAUUUAACAAACUUACUCAAUUUUUCAUAUGUGUUGCUGGAGUUUUUGUAUUUUACCUCAUUUAUGGAUAUUUACAGGAAUUAAUAUUUUCAAUGGAGGGUUUUAAGUCCUAUGGCUGGUACCUUACUUUAGUACAGUUUGCAUUUUACUCCAUAUUUGGCCUUAUAGAGCUUCAGCUUAUUCAGGACAAAAGGAGAAGAAUACCAGGAAAAACCUACAUGAUAAUAGCUUUUCUAACUGUGGGCACUAUGGGGUUAUCAAACACUUCCUUGGGCUACCUGAAUUACCCUACCCAAGUCAUCUUCAAGUGCUGCAAAUUGAUUCCUGUUAUGCUAGGAGGAGUUUUUAUUCAAGGAAAGCGGUAUAAUGUUGCAGAUGUGUCUGCCGCAGUAUGCAUGAGCCUUGGUCUGAUAUGGUUUACCCUAGCCGAUAGCACGAUUGCACCAAAUUUCAACUUGACAGGUGUGAUCCUUAUUUCCCUGGCGCUGUGUGCAGAUGCUGUCAUUGGAAAUGUUCAAGAGAAAGCCAUGAAACUGCAUAAUGCUUCUAACUCGGAAAUGGUUUUGUAUUCGUAUUCAAUCGGUUUUGUGUAUAUUUUAUUCGGAUUGACAUGCACUAAUGGAUUAGGCCCUGCAGUAACAUUUUGUUCAAAGAAUCUAUUUCGGACCUACGGUUAUGCUUUCCUUUUUUCCCUCACUGGGUAUUUUGGAAUCUCCUUUGUUCUGGCUUUGAUUAAAAUUUUUGGUGCACUUCUUGCUGUAACAGUGACAACAGGAAGAAAAGCAAUGACCAUUGUACUUUCAUUUAUAUUCUUUGCUAAGCCAUUCACACUUCAGUACAUAUGGUCUGGUUUGUUAGUUGUCCUUGGUAUAUUUCUCAAUGUUUACAGCAAAAAUAUGGAUAAAAUAAGACUACCGUCACUAUAUGAUCUAAUAAACAAAAUAGUAGAAGCAAGAAAGUCACGGACGUUGGCACAGACUGUAUAGGCAGCAAUUCAUGCUGUUUAACCUAGAAUUCCAAGGAACAAUCAUCAAUUAAUUACCUUUCCAAAGGGAUUAUUAUAAAAACCAAAGGCUCUUAUUAUUAUAAGAACUGAAGGCUCGCUAUCUGUUUGCGACUGGAUUGCGUAUGAAGUCAGCCCUUUUCCUCAGAGCUCUUGUUUGACUGUGUGACUUCUGAAGCAAUCAAGAGCGCAUCAUCUGUCACACCUUAGAAUAAAAUGUCAAUAUGAAGGACUGUCUUCGCAGUUUAUCGAGAAUUUCACUGGAAAUGGAUUGGACCAUGUUGCAAGACUAAUUAGAUAUCAUGACAUAUCAAAGAAAUUGAUAUAUAAUAGACUGUUUUCAUUCCAUUUUGGUGGUGUUAUUUAAAUUGAUUCUCUGUUAUAAGAGUGAACUGAUGGUUUAGUCUAGAGAGAAUAACUUCAUUAUAAAUAAAAAUUAUUCUGUGAUUUUUUUUAAAGAAGGUAUUGAUAGAAUUUUGUUAUCAAGGGAACUGAAGGGUAGAGAAAGGCUUUACAUAAACUCUAAAACUUAGGCUUUUCUCAGAUAAUUUAAAAGUAUUCUUUAGAGAAAAAGUGUUUUAAGUUUUCUGUAAAAUACAGACAAUAUAGUAAAAGAAGUUGUCAUACUGCCUCCUGUAAGUAUGUAGCACAAGAAAAAUUUGCUGCCAUUUGGCAAAGAAGUGCUAAUAGAUUUAAUCUUUUGGAUUUUCUAAUUGAAGGAAAAAUAAUUGGUGUCUUAAAUGAUUAUAAAAUAAUAAAAUUGUCUUUUUUUCCUCAUAAAAAUGGAAAUUAAUUUGGCAGGUUGAAGAUGAAAUAGGGUAAAUUUAAGAAAUAUAAGUAGAUAUAGCAAAUGUAUACAGUAUAUUGUUUGCACAGUUUUGAAUCUAACUCAUAAAGACUGUGGCCCUGUUUUUUUAGCAGUGAGUUUUGGAAUUGCUUCCACUGUAUUUUUAAAAAUCCUGUUAAUCUUCAUUUUCAAUGUAAGUAGUGUUGGUUAAAAUAGCUCAGGAUCUGUGCUAUUGGCAAUAUCAAUUGUAUUUUGUCAGUAUAAUAUACUUGGAAUAUUUAAUCUCAGUUCUUAAAAUUCCAUUGUAUUCUGAUGGUGACUUUAACCUGUUAUGUGCAUAUGUGGGUACAACAGGAUAAUUUAAGGAUCUAGCAUAAAGAAUUCUGACUGAUUUUCAUUUAUUAUAUGUUAAAAUACUAUGUGUCUUUUUCCCUCAAAUAGUAAUUAAUCACUUACAAGUUUUCAUAUUUUAAAAUGAAAGGAAUCUUAAUUUUCACUUUAGUAUGCUGCCUUAAUUUCUAAAACAAUAAGGAUCUGUGCUUUUAAAAAAGUCUAUUUUCCCAAAUCCCUGAAAAAAUAUUAUAAUUUUAACUUAUCAGGGCAUUCUUUUAUCUUCAUACUGUUUUAAUAUUUUACUACUAUGCCUAUUACAAACUUCUCAUCUCAACCCCCCCCCCAAUUUAAACAGUUUAGCGCUGUUUAGAAAUCAGCUUUCCAGUUUAACCCUUUAUAUUUCCAUUUCCUUUUUUUACCUGCCAUCAGGUGGAGAUAAACUUGACUUAUUUAUAUCCAUGGAGUCGUUUUAAUGAAUAUAGACUGAAAUAUAGAAUAAUUUUUGUAGUAAAGGAAAUGAAUGUUUGAAUGUGUAUUUGUGCCAGAUUUUAUAUGAUCUUUCAUUAAUAUUAUGUCAUCCCAAAAACCAAAAUAAGUAAUCACAAAGGAAUUAAAAAUAAGAACUGCAA